AUGUCAAUCCGGCAUUUCUUUUUCUUGGCUCUUCUCCUCGUCGUCUCAUUUGCACAAUUCGAGGAAGUGAAGAGGAGAAUGGGGCUCAGGUAUUUAAUUGACGGUGAUGCGGCAGCCGAUGUCGUCGGCAUGAUGAAACAGCCACAAAAUAGCGGAAACGCUCAACUUUUGAGAGGAAGAUAUGGUAAACGAUCGAAUUGGGACACGAUCUUCUAU
Mesorhabditis belari is the source of this 216-nucleotide messenger RNA. NCBI's taxonomy places the organism in Eukaryota, Metazoa, Nematoda, Chromadorea, Rhabditida, Rhabditidae. The record is from the annotation of a GenBank genome assembly.